This is a messenger RNA of Carlito syrichta (Philippine tarsier), 524 nucleotides long. RefSeq names its product NADH:ubiquinone oxidoreductase subunit A13 (gene NDUFA13). Lineage: Eukaryota; Metazoa; Chordata; Mammalia; Primates; Tarsiidae. Bases 25 to 459 code for a protein of 144 amino acids. The record is from RefSeq and is a predicted model, not a curated record. The transcript has 5 exons.
GCCGGAAGUGUGGGUCCUGCGAGCAUGGCGGCGUCGAAGGUGAAGCAGGACAUGCCCCCGCCGGGGGGCUACGGCCCCAUCGACUACAAGCGAAACCUGCCGCGUCGAGGACUGUCAGGCUACAGCAUGCUAGCCCUGGGCGUUGGGACCCUGCUCUUCGGGUACUGGAGCAUGAUGAAGUGGAACCGUGAGCGCAGGCGCCUACAGAUUGAGGACCUGGAGGCCCGCAUCGCGCUGAUGCCGCUGUUGCAGGCAGAGAGGGACCGAAGAAUCCUGCAGAUGCUCCGGGAGAAUCUGGAGGAGGAGGCCAUCAUCAUGAAGGAUGUGCCCGACUGGAAGGUGGGUGAGUCUGUGUUCCACACAACGCGCUGGGUGCCCCCCGUGAUAGGCGAGCUGUAUGGGCUGCGCACCACCGAGGAGGUCCUCAACGCCAACUAUGGCUUCGUGUGGUACACGUAGGCCCCUCACCUGCCGCCUGCACCCCACCCUCCCCCUGCGAGAGAAUAAACGCUCUGGAGACCUGG